GGCUCGCGGCGGCUAUUAGCUAAGGGCUACGUGAAAAUGCAAGGCGAACGAAUCCCAAAGCGAAUGGGCUCAGCCACCUUCGUAGAAGUUCUUAUCGCUAUCUUCAUCCCUCCCCUCGGCGUCUUCCUCCGCUAUGGCAUUGGGGUAGAAUUUUGGAUUGAUUUGGUGCUCACAUUUUUGGGAUACCUUCCUGGAAUUAUUUACGCCGUUUAUGUUUUGGUGGGGAUGUGAUGAAAAAAAUAUUGUUUUUUUAUUUUUUUUAUUUUUUUAUUUUUUUAUUUGCUGCUUUUGAGAUUUUUUUUUUUUUUUUUUUAUUUUAAUUUUCUGUUAUUUUCCUAUUCUCGAGCCUGCAAACCCUGCUACUGCCAUGGCUUAUCUGGAUGGAAUCCAUCUUUUUAGGGGUCUAGACCAUUUGGUAGUUGUGAGAUAUAGGAUUUAUUUUUUAUUUUUUUAAUUUGGAAUGUAAAAAAAGAAAUUGAGAUGAAAUUAAUGUAACUCCGAUUUUUAGGUUGGAAAUUUAUUUAUAUACCCUUCUGA
Cucurbita pepo subsp. pepo (vegetable marrow) is the source of this 537-nucleotide messenger RNA. Its product is annotated as Low temperature and salt responsive protein family. Gene Ontology annotation, cellular component: membrane. NCBI's taxonomy places the organism in Eukaryota, Viridiplantae, Streptophyta, Magnoliopsida, Cucurbitales, Cucurbitaceae. The record is from RefSeq and is a predicted model, not a curated record.